AUGUUUUGGCAACAAAGAGCUCCACGUAUACGUCUGCCCACUACUCAAACGCAAAAGGAAUCUGGAGUCUCGCUCUUUCAUCGCAGAGGAGCCCGCCACAUAUCAGUUUACCAGCCCACUCGGUCACAAAUGGCUUUGGAUACUAGGCAUGCAGAGUCGGUACCCCAUCAAUAUUCCGAGGGACAGAUGCUUCAACUCAGUCUCUCAUUGUCGAAAGCGUCAUCUCCUCAAAAGAUCUCUGUUCGGGUUUUGCAGGCGUUUCGCCCUUUUACAUUCAGCCAGGUGGUUGUCGCCGAACCUCAAAGUGGUUUUUUACCACUCCCUCCACGCUUCGUCAUCAAAUUCAGCGAUCCGCGACAUAUCCCUAACAGAAUCCCGUUAAUGCGCGAGCUGGACCAAGAACGCAGCACAUCCCCGUGGUCACCAAGAUUUCGCGAUUUCUUUACAACUCAUCUGCGCGAAUUCCGCACGAAGCGUUGGCCGAACCAUUGGAAAUGCACGGGCGCCACUCAGCCUGUCACGCGAGAAGAGCGAAUGAACAAAGAUGAAGACUUCUACGACGAUUGGUUGGCUGAUCGUGAAGGGACGUUCUGUCUAUGGUCACAAGAAAUGGACCACUGGGAGCAAACUUUCGAGUCACACUCCAAUGAAAUGGCUGUCUAUCACGCUCUCGAAUCGCUCCAGGGGCGUUCUAUUCCUCGCUUGAUUGGUAGCGGGACGUAUAAGCCCCCAAUUUAUGGCUUUGACGACCCACUUUUGUCAAGUGUUCCGUUCCUUGCACUCGAGUACAUUCCUGGCGCACGUCUUGAUCAUAUACAGCUUGCGGCUACAAUAUCCCCCAACCCUUCGUCACCUCCGCAGAUCACUCCUCCUAAUGCGAAGCGCGCUGCUCAUGCCAUCAUCGACGUCGCUCGAGCUAUCCGCAACCUGGGUGUAAACAAUCCGGACUUUGCAGCAAGGAAUAUCAUUUUACGCGAUCUGGAUCCGCUUCGUCCCGUAAUCAUCGAUUUCGGCCUUGCUUCAACGGCCGAAGGGCUGGCCAUGAAUCUGCAGGACAUUCGGAACGUCCUGUAUGACAUUAAAUGGAACAUCCCGUCCCCUUACCGUCUUGGCGUUCAAACUCCACACCCUUACGUUGGUUAUGCCCCUCUGAACGGCCCUGGUUCUGACAGGAAAAUCGACAUUCUCAAUGCCUACUUCGAAGAAAUUGCACAGGGACCGUCUCAUAUCCAUAUUGACGAGGAGACUGGAAGGCAGUACGUAUGGGAGGCUCCACGAUGGCGACUCAAGGAAGGUGUCAGGACUUGCGAUGAAGAUGUGGAGUGGGGUCGCACUGAAGAGGCCAUUAGAUGGGAACGCAUCGGGUACCCGUACAGGAUGUAG
Messenger RNA from Mycena indigotica, 1383 nucleotides. RefSeq lists its product as uncharacterized. The record is from RefSeq and is a predicted model, not a curated record. The transcript has 3 exons. NCBI's taxonomy places the organism in Eukaryota, Fungi, Basidiomycota, Agaricomycetes, Agaricales, Mycenaceae. Bases 1 to 1383 code for a protein of 460 amino acids.